Trichomycterus rosablanca is the source of this 1541-nucleotide messenger RNA. RefSeq lists its product as uncharacterized. The transcript has 3 exons. Bases 191 to 1042 code for a protein of 283 amino acids. Lineage: Eukaryota; Metazoa; Chordata; Actinopteri; Siluriformes; Trichomycteridae. The record is from RefSeq and is a predicted model, not a curated record.
UAAACACGACCGUUCAAAUGCAGUCUGGGACACGAUUAACACUUAGCUUAAGUAGCCUAUUGUACAUCAUCUAAAUACAACAAAAUAUUAGAAGACGUUUUAAAACAAGUCAUCCUUACAGACUAGCAGCUCAACUAACCUCAACCGUUAAGAUUUUUUCUACUGUCAGCGUCGCUCUAUUGUUUUCCUAAUGGAAUCACUGCAAACCCGGGGUGCAUGUUGGUCUUUUCUAAAGGAGGAUGAAGCCUGUGUGAUGGAGGCAGCCGUUCGGACUGCGGUCAUGUCAAUAAUGAAGGUUUUUAGCGAGCUGAAUGAUAAAAGAUGUGAGUUUUAUCAGCUGAAAUUAGCCGAGGCUGAGAGACAAAACGCAGCGCUUCAGUUUCAGUUAAAUGAAGCCAGGCAGGAGCUGCACAGUUCACGACAAACUGUUUCCAACAUCCCUAAUGAUCCGAUUUCAUCCGAGGCGACUUUUACCUUCUCAUUCAGCCCUGAUUUCAGCUGCUCUCAUGUUGCUGGUGGAAAAAGAGAAGAAGCAGCCAGGUCGUCGGAAAGUGUGUGUGAGAGGAUAGCGGUGGGUCCGGAGUUAAAGGAAGAGCCUCUUUACGAAAGCACGUUGUGCGUAAAGACUGAAGUGGUGGAUGAGAACUGUACAGUGCACUGUGAUCCACCUCCUACUGAACAUGUGGAUCACAUCCACCUACACACUGUCGACAUCCAGAGAUGUGAAGCACUUAACAGCUUCAGCCAGGCACUUCAACACGAUGCAACCCUAAGCACAAUAGAGAAAAGGAGGUUAUUAGGUAUGGAGAAGAUGAGACGAUACAGAGAAAAGAUUCGUGCUGAUCCUCAGAAAUACAAUGCCUGGAAGGAGAAGGAACGAUUAAGUUAUAUGCGCAGGAAAAAGAGCAUCCAGGAUCUUUCUGAGCCCAUAAAGGAGUUGAAGAGGAAAGCUUGGAGAGAGGCUGCCAGGCGCCACAGAGCCAGAAAGAUGUCACAAAGGACUAUCUCUAAUCCCUACAUGAUGCAGGCAACCAACCAAUGACCAGUGCACCAUAACUAAUGACUGUUAUACAUCACCCAUAACUAUGCAUACAAGUUUUGGCUGAACCAAAAAGGGGCAUUCAGAGACUUGCUUUUCAGCCACUCCAGUGUUGUUUUGGCUGUGUGCUUUAAGUUGUGCAUUGUUAUUUGCCAGAUCAAAGAGUAACAUUUUCAUCCCAUCAGACCAGAGACUUUUUUUCUUUGCUUGGUUUAGCAAAGCCAAGUAGGCUGUCAUAUGCUUUUUAAUUGACAGUGGCUUCUGUACUGUCACUUGGCCCUGAAGUUCUGAUUUAUGGAAUGCUGCAGAAAUGGCUGUCUAAAAGAUCACAAAAAUAUCUCACAGCUCUCUGAGAAAGUAAAUACACUGUGUUCCAAAUUAUUAUGCAAAUAAUAUUUUCUCAGAUUUUCCAAAAUUACCUAUAUGAAUUGCAGUCAUUGUAAUUUUCCAGUCAUCAACUAUUAGAGUACAAUUGAAAGGUUUUUGAACAAACUGCCAAUGA